Messenger RNA from Physella acuta, 495 nucleotides. Its product is annotated as voltage-dependent calcium channel subunit alpha-2/delta-4-like. The record is from RefSeq and is a predicted model, not a curated record. NCBI's taxonomy places the organism in Eukaryota, Metazoa, Mollusca, Gastropoda, Physidae.
AGAACCUCGCGUGAGCUAGAACAGCACAGACGUGUGCUCACCUCCGCCGAUGCGACGGGGGCACAGUACACACGUAUUGCCCCUUAAUAAAACAUGGCGGUAUGGAGGUGCUUUAUCGAAGUUUUAUUUUCGAAGUUUAUCAUAAUGUUUCUGUUGCUGGUUCGAGUUGGAUUCGCUAAUGUAGCAACAAGAUUUCCCACAGAAACAGAUGUUGUUCGUUGGGCCACAGCACUUGAUUCUAAUCUGCAAGAUUCCAAUCAACAUAUAGCUUUGGUAUAUUCGGCAUAUAAUAAAGACAUAAUGCCAGAUCUCAACAUUGAAUUCAAAGAAAUUGAUGGGGAGAAGCUGGUUAGUGACAUGAGCAAAACCCUGUCUGAGAUGAUGAAUAAGAAGAUGGAUGCACUCAAGAAAUUAGUUGAUGCAGCUGAGAUAGCGGCAGCAGAAUACAAGUGGGAUAAAAAUUUAAUGGCAAGGUUGGUAAAAUUUGGGGAUUGA